Messenger RNA from Amaranthus tricolor (Joseph's coat), 2869 nucleotides. Its product is annotated as microtubule-associated protein 70-2-like. Bases 406 to 2289 code for a protein of 627 amino acids. Gene Ontology annotation, biological process: cytoskeleton organization. Lineage: Eukaryota; Viridiplantae; Streptophyta; Magnoliopsida; Caryophyllales; Amaranthaceae. The record is from RefSeq and is a predicted model, not a curated record. The transcript is spliced from 11 exons. Gene Ontology annotation, molecular function: microtubule binding.
AAUUCAAUGGGGUCCAAUCUAAUGUCAGUUAAACAGCAAAGCAUCCCAGCUGAGUAGUAAGUAGUAACAAGUAACAGCUCCCCUCCUUAAUUAAUUCUUUUUUCUCAUUCACUUUCCCUUGUCUCUAUCUAUCUAUCUCUCCCUCCCCACUCUGCUAAUUUCUUACUUCUACUAUUACUGUCCCAAUCCCACUUUUCUAUCCCAAUUCCCAAUUCCCAAUUCCCAGUUCCCAAAUCCAAAUCAAUUUUUUUAAUCAAUACCCAGAUUUCAUCUUCAUCCAUUUUCAAAUCCUUAGCUGCAUUACCCUUUUACACAGAUCUUCAUUUUCAUCUUCUUCAAUCUUGACCAAAUUCUGGGUUUUGAUUUGAUCUCAGAUUUAAGGGGAUUUUUCCCCAUUUCCCAACAAUGGCUGACCCUAGUAAUGAACUUGAAACUAGUUGUGUUUCUUCAAAUAACAAUGAAUCUAUUACCACAUUUUCAUCCGCUACAAACCCAAAUCCACCACCACCACUUGUUGUUUCUGGAUCUUUCAAAGAAAGCAAAUCUUCAUCUCGUAGACGCCCCUCUCGUCGUCCUAGUCUUGAUGCUGAUGAUUUCUUAAAUCUCCUUCAUGGGUCGGAUCCGGUUAAGGUUGAGCUUAAUCGGCUUGAAAAUGAAGUCAGAGAUAAGGAACGAGAACUUGCUGAAGCUCAAGCUGAGAUCAGAGCAUUGAAGUUGUCUGAACGUUUGAGAGAGAAAGCUGUUGAAGAGCUCACGGACGAGCUGGCUAAGAUGGAUGAAAAGCUUAAACUAACUGAAAAUCUGUUAGAAAGCAAGAAUCUAGAGAUCAAGAAAAUCAAUGAAGAGAAAAAGGCUUCCAUGGCUGCUCAAUUUGCAGCAGAAGCUACCCUUAGAAGAGUUCAUGCUGCUCAAAAGGACGAUGACAUGCCUCCUAUUGAAGCCAUUCUUGCACCUUUAGAAGCUGAACUUAAACUUGCUCGACAAGAGAUUGGGAAGCUGCAGGAUGAUAACAAAGCUUUAGAUCGUCUCACUAAAUCUAAAGAAGCUGCUUUAUUGGACGCAGAGAGGACAGUUCAAUCUGCCCUUGCUAAGGCUUCCAUGGUGGAUGAUCUCCAGAACAAAAACCAGGAAUUGAUGAAACAGAUAGAAAUUUGUCAGGAAGAAAAUAAAAUAUUGGACAAAAUGCAUCGACAGAAGGUUUCAGAAGUGGAAAAACUGACUCAAACUGUACGGGAAUUAGAGGAGGCUGUUCUUGCUGGUGGUGCCGCUGCUAAUGCAGUGAGGGAUUACCAGCGGAAAAUGCAAGAAAUGAAUGAAGAAAGGAAAACUCUGGACAGAGAGCUAGCUCGUGCCAGGGUAUCUGCUAAUAGAGUGGCUACAGUUGUAGCAAAUGAAUGGAAAGAUUCUAAUGACAAGGUGAUGCCUGUAAAGCAGUGGCUUGAGGAGCGGCGGACUUUACAGGGAGAAAUGCAGCAACUUCGUGAUAAACUAGCUAUUGCAGAGCGAGCUGCAAAAUCUGAAGCUCAAUUGAAAGACAAAUUUCAGUUGCGUCUCAGGGUUUUAGAGGAGAGUCUGAGAGGAACUCCAACUAGUAGCAACCGUUCUACACCCGAGGGAAGAAGUAUUAGUAACGGGCGUCGUCAAUCGCUUGGAGGAGCAGAUACCAUGUCCAAAGCUAAUGGCUUUCUACCGAAGAGAUUACCAACUCUUCAAUCAAGAUCUUCUAUAACGUCUGGUGCUAGUAUGAUGUUAAGACAUGCAAAAGGGGUCUCAAAAUCGUUUGACGGUGGUACAAGGUCAUUAGAUAGAGGUAAAAUCAUGUUGAAUGGAAGCAGCACAAAUUAUGCUGUAAAUCCACCUUCCGAGGGACCCAAGGAUUGCGAGGCUCAAAGUGCCUGCAAAGAAAAUUCUGAUGAGAAGCUGAAUGAUACACAAACAACCGUUAAGGAGGAUAGUGUCUCUGGUGUAUUGUAUGACUUGCUACAAAAGGAAGUGAUUGCACUCAGAAAGGCGGGUCUUGAAAAAGAUCAAAGCCUUAAAGACAAGGAUGAUGCCAUUGAGAUGCUGGCAAAGAAAGUCGAGACCCUAACAAAAGCAAUGGAAGUUGAGGCUAAAAAAAUGCGAAGGGAAGUAGCAGCUAUGGAGAAGGAGGUUGCUGCAAUGCGCUUAGAAAAGGAGCAAGAAAGCAGGUCCAAACGCUUUGGUAAUGUGAAGGGUCCUAUGGCCAGUUCCCAGUUGCUUGCUGGAAGGACUGCUGGACGAGGCGGAUUAACACGCAGCACUCAAUAACAAGUAGCAGAACAGAACAACUUUAGGAGCGGGUCCUAAGAAGUGAAACUUGACAGUUAUUCUCGGAUGUGUCCUUGUCUUAUUCUUUAUAUAUCUUGUUAUAGCCAGUUAUUCAACAUUAAGUGAGAAAAUAUAGCUUUACUCGGUAUGCUUCUGACGGUUGACUGCUAUGGCCAUAUCGCAUGAUGAGACUUUCAGCUCAAGGAAAAUUCAAGUAACUAACCUUAUGGCAAGAGUAUUUGGUGUGCUUGUUGUAUAGAUAGGGAUAUUAGUAGUAUUCCUAGGCCCCAGCUCGUGCUGGAGCCUGGAGCCCGACUCGUAUUUGUAGUCAAGUCAGCUAGUGUGAUGUUUCAGGUUUGUGCAUAUUUUUCAAAUUGGUUUUCAAUUUACAAUGUGCUCGUCUUCUCAGGUCUUGGUUAGAACCGAAUAUAAGCAUAUUCCUCGGACACUUCAUUUUGGUCCAUCUUAUAUGGAGUUUGUAUACUACAUGUUUUUCGUAUCAUGAGUCGUUCUUUCAUGAUCCUUUUUUUCCUUAGUGUACUUCGAAACAACCUCAACGUGAAUCCACAUUUUCGUCUCA